Polyodon spathula (Mississippi paddlefish) is the source of this 2543-nucleotide messenger RNA. RefSeq names its product protein FAM110B-like. The record is from RefSeq and is a predicted model, not a curated record. The transcript is spliced from 3 exons. Bases 581 to 1693 code for a protein of 370 amino acids. Lineage: Eukaryota; Metazoa; Chordata; Actinopteri; Acipenseriformes; Polyodontidae.
GAGCUGACAUCAGAUCUUGACAAGUUGAUAGCCUUCCACAGUACCCUUUUUGCUUGGAGAAGCAUUGAGUCGGUGAAAUUGUAGACGCACAGGCAGAAGGUGGCAGUGAGAGCUGCUUUGUUGGCAGCAAUACCUAAAGGUCAGUGUCUACCGGCGGCUGCAGAGAGAGGAGCAGCAAUGGUGUCAGUCUCACCAAAGAGCCCCAGGAACUGAAUGAGAAAGGAGACUGCAAGCACCUGGUCUCAACCUGCUAAGACCCAGCACUCCCUCAGAUAACUGCCUGCAUUGUGCACAAAGGAAGAGACGAAACUCCUACAUCCCUUCAUUCGCCUAAGAGAACUCACUGGAGCAGAUUUGAUACAGACUUGUGUCUGGUGGCCCCCUUCUUUUUGUACAAAGGCUGCCUUGAAAGAGACGCAGUGGUAUUUAAUUAGCUGUGAGAUGAGGCCUUGCUGCUAGCAGUCAGAGGAGAAAGGAUUCAUCAUCCAUUCAUCGGGCUUGAUGUCCAUGUUUCUACUCCGUACCCUGAGGAGAGUCUACCACGGAAUCCAAAACGGCAGCUGGGGAGAAUCCAUCAAACAUGCCUACAGAAACACUACAGACAGAUAGCAUGGUCAAACCUGUCAGCCCGGCAAGCACCUUUACCUCAGCAGUACCUCUCCGGAUACUGAACAAAGGGCCAGACUAUUUCCGCAGGCAGGCAGAACCGAACCCUAAAAGACUCAGUGCUGUCGAGAGACUGGAAGCAGACAAAGCCAAAUACGUGAAGAGUCAGGAGGUGAUAAAUGCAAAGCAAGAGCCUGUGAAGCCAACUGUAAUGGCAAAGCCGCCUGCCGGACCAGCUACCAAACGGGCAGGGAGCAGUCCAGCGACAAAGGUAUCAAACAACAACUCUAAGACGGACAGUAGUGUAAAAAGAGAAAAUUUGAACCUGGAAAUUCUGAAAAAUAUCAUUAACAGUUCAGAGGGCUCUUCCUCAGGGACAGUACAUAAACACAGCGCCAGAAGCUGGGCUCCCCACAGGUCAGAAUCUACAGAGCUCAACAGACGGUCCUUUGCAGAGUCGCUUAAAGUGUUCCCUACUCAAAGCCACUCAAGUCCCCAAGGAAGUAAUUUAAAUAUUAGUAAACGUCUUGAAGAGCAGUCAAGUGAUUCAUCACUACACGUAUCUCAUAGCUCAUCAGACAUUAGAAGGGUAUGCAAUGGCAAGCCAUUAAAAGCUAUGCCUAGUAGUAGUUCGGCUCCACCUCUACCACCUAAGCCCAGCAUUACAGCUUGCAAUAUGCUGAAAUCACCUGGGACUGACACAUUAGAGCCUGAUAAUGGAGUGAGCAGGAGGCCCUCUUUGCAUAGAUCAAAAUCUGAUCUAAGUGACAGAUAUGCCCGAGCCAGCGCAGAUGUUGAACGUUUUUUUAACUACUGUGGACUGGAUCCUGAAGAACUUGAAAACUUUGGAGUGGAGAAUUUCACCCGGGCAAACUCGGAUAUAAUCUCUCUCAACUUUCGCAGUGCAAGCAUGAUUAGUUCGGACUGUGAUCAGUCGCGGCACAGCAAUGACGACCUGACGGAUGAUGAAGAUGCCAGUGAGCGAGUGCCAUAUGGCAUCUCUGCUGUCGAAAGGAAUGCCAGAGUCAUCAAAUGGCUAUAUAGCAUCAAGCAAGCUCGAGAAUCUCAGAAAGUGUCUCAUGUGUGAGAGAGGACCCUCAACUUCUUUUUUUUUUUCUUUUUUUUUCUUUUUGAAAAACUUGUAUUUAGUCUGUGAAUCUUAUAUUUGUGAAAGGUUGUGAAGUUUAUUUUUUGCACACUUAAUUGCUUUGCAUUAUAUGUACAAGGCAUACAGAAACUGCAUGCUUGUCAACAUGUGAACUAACUUGACCUCCAAUUAUAGUAAAAAAAAAAUAAUAAUAAUAAUAAUAAUUAAAUAAUAAAUAUGGAAAACUGUACUAUGGAGAUGGCUGCAGGCCAAGGCCGUCUAUCCUAGAUAUGCUUAUAUCAGUCAAAAACCUUGAGACUUUUGAUCCAUUAGGUUUAUGUGUUGAGUCAUUUCACAGAACAGGCACAACACAAACAACCAUAUCGAUAUGAGCACAUAAAUUCAAAUGAGUUACCAUUAAUAGGUAAAUUAUCUAAUGUAUAAUGACAGUCAAAUAUGUAUAUACAUGUGUGGGCUGUAGAUGCAUGUUACAGUCCUUGCAAGUUCUAUAGUAAACUCAAGAACAUGUGACUUUCUCAUAAAGCUAUCCAGUGUUGCAAACACUGUUACAUACUGUUAUUUAAAUCAUCAGCAUUCUGUGUCUUGUGUAUGGAUUCAUCUUCUACUGUUCUGACUGACAGCGCCAGUGUGGUACAAUGGAAUGGAAGUCCAGUGAGUGACCUCAUUUUAUGUAGUAUUUGACAGAAUUGCAUUAUGUAACAUCUGCCGAUAGGAAAGUAGAAUUUUUGUUUUUUUUGUAAUUGUGUAAAUUCUGUAAGGAUUUGUAUAUACUUUUAAAAUUGUUACCAAAUCUGUAAAGAGAAGUCUGUUACGCUAAUAAAUAGCUCUU